Messenger RNA from Phytophthora infestans T30-4, 4434 nucleotides. RefSeq names its product myosin-like protein. Lineage: Eukaryota; Oomycota; Peronosporomycetes; Peronosporales; Peronosporaceae. Bases 1 to 4434 code for a protein of 1477 amino acids. The transcript has a single exon. The record is from RefSeq and is a predicted model, not a curated record. Gene Ontology annotation, biological process: vesicle transport along actin filament; actin filament organization. Gene Ontology annotation, cellular component: myosin complex; cytoplasm; actin cytoskeleton. Gene Ontology annotation, molecular function: ATP binding; microfilament motor activity; actin filament binding.
AUGACGGUGCGUCGCACGGAGGAGCUGCAGGAGUGGAUCUGUAGCGUCACAGCCACAGCCAACGACCAUGGCGAGCACCUUUCGGUGAUGCUGCGCGACGGCCAGUUGCUGUGUCUGCUCGCCAACGGCGUGGACCCGACUGCGAAUCUCAAGGUGAACAAGCUCAACACAGUUUUCCACUCAAAGGCCAACCUGCGCCUCUUCCUCGAGUGGUGCAAGAAGCAGGGUCUGAAUGAGGGCGAGAUUUUUCAACCAGACGACCUGCUGGACGCCGACGCGGACUUCAGUACUGUGCUUGAGACGCUCUCUAUACUCUUCGACAGGUUUGGCACUAUCGGCUACACGGGCGAAUACGAAGAGGACCCAGUGUCUGAUGCAGAGUCUAUGACGUCCACAGGCAGCUCGCAGGGAACGUCGCCCGUCAAGAAAACGAACAGCAACAACAAACUUACGAGUUUCAUGAAAGGAGGCUUUUUAUCAAGAAAAAAGAAGUCAAGCAAGAAAGUGGUGGACAAAUCCCCCGAGAGAACUCCCCCGUCGACGCCUCCACCAAUGUCACCGCAGGUUGGAGGGGGAAUGAUGUCUCCGUCGGGCUCCCCGCCUUCGACGCCACCUCCGAAGGACACAAGGAGCAACAGUGGAGGUGCCAACGCCAACCGGUUGAACGCCUUCUUAAACCAAGUGCCCGCGUCACACGCGUCCCCGUUGACACAUGCUGAGCGUCCGUCAGGUCCGCCCAAGAAGGCCAACACGGCGAGGAAGCCACCGGCACCAAAGCAGCCAACUGUCAGGAGACCGCCGUCACCCAAGCAGCCUCCCAAGUCGCAGCCUACUGUCGGUGACACCCGCAACAAGUUCGCGGCCUUUAUGAAGUCCAACCCGCCUGCUGUCGAGACGACACCAGCCUCGGGCUCGUACACCGGGUCUGCAGGCAACAAACCACCUUCCCCACCCAAGUCUGCCCCUGUCCGAGGUCGUGACACGUCAAGCGACCAGUUCGCCCAACGUAAGGCGGUCUUCACUCAAGGCAAUAGCAGUCCGAAGCCAGACAAGCCCGCACCUGCUCCGUCGAAGCCAACUGUCAGCACAGGAGGUGGGAACAAGCUUAACAACUUCAUGAAGCAGCAACCGUCUGCUUCACCUGCUUCCUCGACGAAACCUCGUUCGCAGAGCAAGCUGGCGGCUUUCCUGGCGACGACGAACUCGGUUCCUUCUCUUGCGACGACACCUUCUGCCGCGCCACCAAAGCCGACGUUUGGUUCGUUCAACCCAACUAAGAACGCUCCGGCUGGUGGUCGAUCAGCUCCCAAGUCAACGCACAGCGCCCCUACUCCUGCAGCACCGACGCCGUUCAAGCCACGUCACAUGAUAGAGCGCUCCACAGGUCGUGGCAACUACGUGCGUAAGCGUCAGACGUCCUGGGUGCCUCCUAAGCGUCGACGCAGCAACUUCAGCUUGGAGAAGAAGCGAAAGUCGUUCAUGCAAGAGCAGUUGGAGAUUAAGGAGGAACAACUCCGUCAGCAGGCUGCAGGUGCCAGCAACAAGCAGAAUUUGAUCGUGCCAGGUGUGCAAUGCUACAUUCCUGACAAGGAGGAAGUGUGGCUGCUCUCCGAGAUUGUGAACUACAACGAUCGUCGAAAAGAAGUUACGAUAACGGCUUUCUUGGACUCGGGUGAUUCAGAGCAGCGCGUUGUGGAUCUCAAGAACCCGGACGUCAUUCGCGCGGUUGCUGGCCCGACAGCCACCGAGGUGGAGUCACUGCCGGUUGCAAUUCUUCACGAUAACCCGGAAGGUGUGGAGGACAUGCGUCUGCUCCGAUACUUGAACGAACCUUCGAUUUUGUUCAACUUGAAGCAGCGUUUCGCCGCCUCCAAGCCUUACACGUACACUAACGACAUUGUGAUCGCUGUCAACCCGUACAAGUGGAUCGAUAACCUCUACGGUGACCAUCUGCAUGAGCAGUACCUGAAGAAGCCGCGCGACUCGCUGCCUCCACACGUGUACUCAACGUCGACUGCUGCCUACAACCACAUGAAGACGAACGAAAUUAACCAGAGCAUUCUGGUAAGUGGAGAGUCAGGUGCCGGUAAGACCGAAACGACCAAGAUUGUGAUGAACCACUUGGCCAGUGUGGCUGGUGGUCGCAAGGACAAGACUAUUGCAAAGGUCAUUGACGUGAACCCUCUGUUGGAGUCUUUCGGUAACGCCAAGACGACACGGAAUGACAACAGCUCGCGUUUUGGUAAAUUCACGCAGCUCCAGUUCGACGGUCGAGGAAAACUGAUCGGUGCUAAGUGCGAAACGUACUUGUUGGAGAAAUCGCGUGUGGUGUCGAUCGCCGAGGGAGAGCGCAACUACCACAUUUUCUAUCAGCUUCUGGCGGGUCUGCCCAGUCGCGAGCGCAAGGAAUUUGGUCUGGAUCCUGACUGUCAAUACCAAUACGCUGGUUCUCUUGCGGAGAUGCAGAUCCCUGGUCUGGAUGACGCGAAGUGGUUUGCAAGCACGCAGAAGUCGCUGUCCAUCAUUGGACUGGACGGUAGUGCACAAAAGACGCUGUUCAAGAUCCUGGCGGGUGUGCUGCUGCUUGGUGAGGUCAUGUUCGACAAGAGUGGGGAGAACGGAUCGCGCAUUUCAAGCGGUUCGGCGCUGUCCCAGGUAGCUAAGAUGUUCGGUCUCCCUACGACCAGAAUCGAGGAAGCACUUUGCAACCGUACAGUUAUCACUCGCAACGACAGUGUGACGGUGCCGUUGGCUCCUGUGGAGGCAGCUGAGAACCGUGAUGCGCUGGCUAAGACGAUUUACUCCAAAUUGUUCGACUGGAUGGUGGUGAAGAUCAACGCUGCUAUUAGCACGGACGAGAGUCGCAUCAAGGGCCAGAUCGGUGUGCUGGAUAUCUUUGGUUUUGAGGAUUUCGUCCACAAUGGCUUUGAACAGUUCUGCAUCAACUACGCGAACGAGAAGUUGCAGCAGAAGUUCACCACCGAUGUGUUCAAGACUGUGGAGGACGAGUACAUCCGCGAAGGGUUGCAGUGGGAUCACAUUAAGUACCAGGACAACCAGGGCAUUGUCGAAGUGAUUGAAGGUAAGAUGGGUAUCAUUGCUCUGAUGAACGAUCAUCUUCGUCAGCCUCGUGACACGGAAGAAGCUCUGGUAAACAAGAUACGCACGAACCACCAGACCAAGAAGGGCGGCGGCGUGAACGAGAGUAUCGACUUCCCCAAGGUCAAGCGUACGCAGUUCAUCAUUAACCACUACGCUGGCCCCGUCACGUACGAGACUGUGGGAUUCAUGGAGAAACACCGCGAUACACUACAGAAGGACCUGCUUGAUUUGAUCCAGCUCAGUAGUCUGUCACUGCUUCCAGAGCUCUUUGAAGACGCUGAGGCAACGUCGGAGGGCGUCAGUGGACGUGGCAAGAAGGCUCCGAAGAGUCUUGGCUCUCAGUUUAAGACAUCACUGACGCAGUUGAUGGACAACAUCAAGACCACCAACUCGCACUACGUACGUUGCAUCAAACCCAACUCGAACAAGAGUCCGACAGAGUUCAACAAGCGCAUGAUCGUGGAGCAAUUGCGAUCGGCCGGCGUGAUCGAAGCCAUUCGUAUCACACGCUCUGGAUACCCGAGUCGUCUGACCCCGAAGGAACUUGCUACGCGCUACGCUAUCAUGUUCCCGCCGUCCAUGCACAGCAAGGAUGUCCGUCGUACGUGCAGUGUUUUCAUGACAUCGAUCGGUCGGAAAUCGCCACUGGAGUACCAGAUGGGUAAGACGCUGAUCUACUUUAAGAACGGUGUCAUGGAAGAGCUGGAGGCCAUGAAGUCCGAUUUCAUGUACUACGAAGCACGCACCAUCCAGCGUAUCGUGUUCGGCUUCUUGGAACGUCGUCGUCUGCGUAACAAGAUCCGUGCUGCUAUCGUAUUGCAGUCGUACGCACGUAUGUCGUUGGACUUCAAGGAGUAUCACUUCCAGCGUCGUGCGAUCAUCAAGAUCCAGCGUGGCUGGAAACAAUACAAAUCCAUCCCCAUUGAGCCCCAGUACGACGAGGAUUACAACGACGAUGGUCAAUGGGUGGACGAGGCCGAUGACAUCGACGACUUGGAUGCUGACGAGGGCUUUGGCGAUGACCCGGCAUCGAUCCGCGCAGGGCGUGGCCGGUCAAUUGCGGACAGGAUGGAGUCGUUCAAGGUGGCUCACUCGGGUCGUCGUGGCAGCGUGAAGCGUUUGAACGAGCUGUCGGCGCGCGCCAAGAGCUUCAUGAAGCCACGAAGCGGCAGUGGCAGCACUUCGAGCUCGAGUGGCAUCUCGUUGGAGGAUGAGAACUCGAUGCUCAAGAUCGAGAACCGCAACCUGAAGUACGAUCUGGAACUGAUGCGUGAGCAGUGCAUCGAGCUACAAGCCAUCAUCCUCGAGAUCAACAAGAGCCGCAAGAGGUAA